AUGAAGAGUUUUUUUCUAGUUGUGAAUAUGCUGGCAUUAACCCUGCCAUUUUUGUGUGCAGAGGUGCAAAACCAGGAACAACUAACAUGUCAUGAGAAUGAUAAAAGACUGGUCAAUCAAAAGACAGUCAAAUAUAUUCCAAUUCAUUAUGUUCUGAAGAGCUAUCCUCACUCUGAACUCAAUUACUACCAAUAUAGACCAGCUAUAUCAAUUAAUAGCCAAUAUGUGCCUCACCCAUACUAUGCAAAACAAGUGUCAGUUAGACCAUGUGCCCAAAUUCCUCAAUGGCAAGUUCUGCCAAUUAUCUACCCACUCACUAGAGUAAGUCACCCAUACCUAUAUCCACGAUUUAUUGUCGUUCCCCCAAAGAAAAUUCAGGAUAAAACAGUCAUCCCUACCAUCAACACCAUUGCUGCUGUUGAACCUACAUCUACUCCUACCAUUCAACCAACAAUUGUAGUUAUUCAAGAAGCUUCCUCAGAAUUCAUCACAAGCACACCUGAGGCCACCACAGUCACAUUUACUUCACCCGUGGUUUAA
Molecule: messenger RNA, 540 nt
Organism: Phyllostomus hastatus (greater spear-nosed bat)
Lineage: Eukaryota; Metazoa; Chordata; Mammalia; Chiroptera; Phyllostomidae
Gene: CSN3
Product: casein kappa
Exons: 3
Coding region: 1-540 (179 amino acids)
Biological process (GO): lactation; protein stabilization
Cellular component (GO): extracellular region
Source: RefSeq, a predicted model, not a curated record